This is a messenger RNA of Cornus florida, 531 nucleotides long. RefSeq lists its product as uncharacterized. The record is from RefSeq and is a predicted model, not a curated record. NCBI's taxonomy places the organism in Eukaryota, Viridiplantae, Streptophyta, Magnoliopsida, Cornales, Cornaceae. The transcript is spliced from 2 exons. The coding region runs from base 1 to 531 and encodes 176 amino acids.
AUGCCUGACCCUGAUGACAGCCAGGAGCUAAAAGAAAUGUAUGAGAAGUGGCAAAAGGCUGAUGAAAUGGCCAAGUGCUAUAUUUUAGCUUCAAUGUCAAAUGUUUUACAACAUCAGCAUCAGUCUUUUGUCACUACUCGUGACAUUUUGUUGAACCUUAAGGAAAUGUUUGGGGAACAAAGUAGAGCGGCACGACAAGUCGCAAUGAAACAGAUUAUGAACGCUCGUUUGCCCGAAGGAACUCCAGUUGGCGAACACCUUUUAAAAAUAAUUUCUUAUUUCAAUGAACUAGAGGUUCUUGGGGCAGACAUAGAUGGUGAGACCCAGGUUGAUAUAAUUCUACAAUCAUUGCCAGAGUUAUUCAAUCAGUUCAAACUAAAUUAUUCUAUGAAUAGUAUGGCUUAUUCUUUAUCAGAACUGAUGAAUGCUCUACAAGCUGCAGAAGAUCCUUUCAGUAAGACUCUACCAACUAGGGUUUUUGAGUCACAUAUUGAAGGGAUGGGUGUUAGAUGUAAUGGUAAUUGGCUUUGA